Molecule: messenger RNA, 3084 nt
Organism: Podospora anserina S mat+
Lineage: Eukaryota; Fungi; Ascomycota; Sordariomycetes; Sordariales; Podosporaceae
Exons: 4
Coding region: 1-3084 (1027 amino acids)
Biological process (GO): regulation of DNA-templated transcription; DNA-templated transcription; chromatin remodeling
Cellular component (GO): HIR complex; nucleus
Molecular function (GO): nucleosome binding; protein binding
Source: RefSeq, a predicted model, not a curated record
AUGUACAUCAUCAAGCCUUCGUGGCUUCGCCAUACUGGCGAACAGAAGGACUUUGAGGUUUACAGCUGCCACGUCUCCCAGGAUGGAAAGAGACUGGCCACCGCUGGCGGAGAUGGCCAUGUUCGCAUCUGGUCGACCGAUUCAAUCUACAAUGGCCAUGUCGAAGGCUACUCGGCCCCGCGACAGCUCUGCCACAUGAGCCACCACCUGGGCACCAUCCAUUCCGUCCGAUUCUCCCCAAAUAAUCGCUACCUCGCUUCCGGCGCCGACGACCGUGUCAUCUGCAUCUACCAGCUCGACAGCAACCCUCCAUCACACGCCACCACAUUCGGCACCAACGAGCCACCGCCCAUCGAGAAUUGGAAAACCCACAAACGCCUCGUAGGCCACGACAGCGACGUCCAGGACCUCGCCUGGUCUUACGACAACUCGAUUCUCGUCUCAGUUGGUCUAGAUUCGAAAGUGGUGGUAUGGUCAGGACACACAUUCGAAAAGCUAAAGACACUUGCUGUUCACCAAAGCCAUGUCAAGGGGAUCACCUUUGACCCGGCCAAUAAGUUCUUCGCUACCGCCGGUGAUGACCGGACUAUCAAGAUUUUCCGGUUUACCCCUCCGGCUCCGAAUGCCACCGCCCACGAUAUGGUCAACAACUUUGUUCUCGAGACUACCAUCAGUGCGCCGUUCAAGAGCUCCCCGCUCACCACGUACUUUCGGAGGUGUAGUUGGUCGCCAGAUGGCAAUCACAUCGCGGCGGCGAAUGCAGUAAACGGCCCGGUCAGCAGUGUGGCCAUCAUUGAGCGUUCAAGAUGGGACAGCCAGAUCAACCUGAUUGGUCACGAAGGCCCAACUGAGGCGUGUAUGUUCUCGCCUCGUUUGUUCCAUACCCAAAACCCGGCCGAGAAGGGCGCAUCCGGAUCACUGGUGACAGUCAUUGCCUCUGCUGGUCAGGACAAGACGUUGAGUAUAUGGAACACAAACACCUCUCGGCCAGUUGUGAUUGUGCAGGAUGUAGCAUCCAAGUCCAUUUCAGACUUGGCAUGGGCCCCAGAUGGCCAGACCUUGUUUGCCUGCAGCUUAGAUGGAAACAUCGUUGUGGUUCAGUUUGAAGUUGGCGAGCUGGGGUGGGUAGCAACGGCAGAGGAGAACGACAAGGCUCUCGAGAAGUACGGGGUUGCCAGAAAGGGAAUGGGAACUGCAGAAGAUGUUGAUGGGCUACACCUCGAGAAUCACAGCAAGGCUGGCGAGUUGCGAGGGGCCGAGUCCCGGAUGGGGGCUCUGAUGGGAGAUCUGCCUGCUGCUGCUGCUGCUGCUUCGAAGAGUGACACGGCUGCCACAACAAAUGGCACCAAGUCAACAAAGAACGGCGAGGCAAAGAACGGUGACGCGGUCAAGAAUGGAGAGACAAAUGGCACUUCUGAGCCCAAGUCAGGCAAGGAGACGCCGGCCGCAGAGAGUGCCGACAAGGCUGCAGAGCGCAUCAACGAACUGAAGUCCCGGGUGCAGGUAACGAAGGAUGGAAGGAAGAGGGUUGCACCUCUGCUAGUCUCGUCAUCCGGCACUGGCUUACUGUCAUUACCACAAUCGCAGCUAGUGGGCGCGAAGUCCAAGACUGCGAUACAAAGCGAGACGUCUCAGACGGUGAUUGAUCUUUCAAAACCCUCCCAUGGGCUACCAAAAGGCGGUAUCGCCGCCUUGUUGCUAGGCACCAAGAGAAAAGCUGUUGUGCUUGACGGGGAGGAAGAGGAUGAACCCAACAAGCGGCUGGCAACAGGUCCUGUACCAAUCAUGGCUGACACAGUCGACGGCCUUGAGCCAGCAACCCUCACAUCACCCGCUCAAGGCCUCGUCCCAACGCCAGAGUUCCUCCGCUCAGCCGUCGUGAGCCCCUCGGUAUCUUUCUCCCAAGUACGACUAGCAGUUCCCAAAAUCCGCUCUCACAUUGUCCGUGCCCUCGAAAAGGGAGUCCUUCAAGGGGAAUCCACCCUCGAAGAAGCCUCCAAAAUCCCAGAAAACACCAUCCUCGAGGCCAAAAACCCCGCCCGCCCCCGCGAACCCUCCCAUAUUACCGCCACCAAGCGCGGUGCCCUCCUCUGGCAAGACUACCUCCCCCGCGCCAUCAUCCUCCUAACAGGCAACAAGCACUUCUGGGCAGCCGCCUGCGAAGACGGCACCCUCCACACCUGGACGCCCGCCGGCCGCCGCCUCUUGAACGGCAUUAUACUCGAGUCCCAACCCAUAAUCCUCGAGUCAAGAGACCACUGGCUCCUAUGCGUAACAUCAGUAGGCAUGUGCCACGUCUUCAACAUAAAAACCAUGUCCGCUGCCCACCCACCCGUAUCCCUCGCCCCCAUCCUCGACAUUGCCAUCACUUCUUUAUCUCCAGACGGACCAACAGCUGCCCCGGGAGUAACCUCCGCCCACCUCAACAGUCUCGGCACAAUCGUGGUAACCCUCUCCAACGGCGACGGAUUCUACUACUUGCCCACAUUAUACACCUGGCAACGCCUCUCCGAGUCCUGGUGGGCGCUAGGAUCCCAAUACUGGAACAGCAACGACUCGUCGCUUACCGCCCUCUCCUCAACAGCAGUCGGCCCCUCGGCGCCGGCGAAGAAACCAAAGUCAGGUGGUGAUGAUAAACCCGACAUUUCGGCGGCCAAGGACGGGUUUGAAGGGUUCGAAUCGGUUGUUUCUGUCGCCCACUUGGAGAACCGCAUGGCGGGUGCUCUGGCCUUGGGGGCAAAGGAGGAGUUUAGGUUGUAUCUAUUCAUGUACGCCAAACGGAUCGGUGCCGAAGGAUUGCGGUCAAAGGUGGAGGAAUUACUCAACACGUUGGUAGGGGGCGUGUUGCAAGACAAUAAGGAUGGGGGGGAAAAGGGAAGGGGCUGGUUUGAUAAGGGGGAGGUGAUUUGUGGUUGGGAGAGGAAGGAGUUGCUGAAGGGGGUGGUGUUGAUUCUUGGCAAAUUCAGGGAUUUGCAGAGGACGACGGUGCAAUACGCUAGGAUACUGGGGUUGACGGCUGGGAAUGAGGAGGAUGAGGAGGAUGGGGAAGAGACGAAUGGGGUGGUGGACCAGAUGGAGGAGUAA